GGUACCCGUAACGACUACAUGGAGGGAGAGCCUUUGAUAGGGAAAAGCAGAGGAGAACAAAUACGGAGGAUGGCGGAGCGGGAGAGCGCGACAGGCAAAGGGAAGAGGAGCGCGAGAAGAUGAGGAUGCAGAAGAAAAAUGGGAGGCUGAGCGCAAGGAACGAGAACGUCUGCGGCGUAGGGAGGAAGACAGGAUGAGGAAGGAGAGGAAGAGGCAUGAAACGGAGGGAGCGGAUGCCACCACCGCCGAUGCCUCGCGACAGGAACUAUCGUGACAGGCGCAGCCGAAGUCCAGUGCGUCGAGACUUCACCACUCGUGAUAGAGACUACGACGACCACCGCCGACGGCCUGUCUCGCGCUCGCCUUCACCCCCUCCUCGCGGACGUCGUCCUUCUUCACCCUCCCUCUCCCCGCCUCCCCGAGUUCGCCGUCCGCCCUCGCGUUCGCCUUCACCACCCCCAAGACCGCUCGCCGCGUCUUGUCUCGCUCGCCGUCUCCUCCACCCCGCGCACGUCGCCCUCCGUCGCCCUCGCCGUCUCCCCCGCCCCGCCGCGUCCGGCGUCGCUUCGACUCGCGUACACCAUCGCCGCAACCGCCUUACCGUCGUCAGGCUCUGUCGAGCCGCCCUCGCGUGGCGCACGAGGUAUCUCGGGCUCUCCCCCCUCACCCACCCAGGUCGCCCCCACCUCGGUAUCGCCGUGGCCGCUCGCCCUCGCGCACGCCGUCACGUUCCCCGCUGCGGGAUACUAGCAGAGCCCGCCGGGAUUCGCGCUCGCUUUCCCCUCCGGCCGUGCGCCGCGCCGUGGACGGGGACGUUCGGCCUCGACGGGAUCGUCGAUGUCUGUUAGCUCGAGCGGGAGCCGAAGCCGAAGCGGGAUUAAAAUUGAACGUAUGCCUCCUGCUCGUCUUGCUCUAGCAGACAUACUGCCCUUAU
Molecule: messenger RNA, 934 nt
Organism: Fomitopsis serialis
Lineage: Eukaryota; Fungi; Basidiomycota; Agaricomycetes; Polyporales; Fomitopsidaceae
Exons: 1
Coding region: 216-848 (210 amino acids)
Source: RefSeq, a predicted model, not a curated record